This is a messenger RNA of Panonychus citri (citrus red mite), 785 nucleotides long. RefSeq lists its product as uncharacterized. The record is from RefSeq and is a predicted model, not a curated record. Lineage: Eukaryota; Metazoa; Arthropoda; Arachnida; Trombidiformes; Tetranychidae. Bases 300 to 695 code for a protein of 131 amino acids. The transcript has 2 exons.
CAUUUGUAUUUGUUUCUUCUUGUUCUUGGUUUUAAUUGUCGUUGUUGAUUGUUUGAGGUUUUGAUUAAUUUGGUUUCUAAUUGAUUAUUGUUCGUUAAUUAGUUUUAUGGUUUCUCCAUGUUCACAUCUGCCGCUACCAUUUAUCUUUCUUGUCUUUCCAGCUGAUUAAUAAGCCACCGGCUCAGGUUAAUCUAUAUUAAAGUCUAUUGAUUGUUUGUCGUUUUCGUUGUGGUUUGUUUUAAUUUCUGCUCGUUGAUUGCUGACUUAAUUACUUAACUGUUUGCUCUGGUUUGUUUAAGAUGGGUUUGAUUAGGACUACAAUCAAAUAUGGUAUUCCAAUUGGAUUUGUUUAUUGGACAAUAGAAUCUGGUGAAUGGAAACCUAUGGGAGAUUCUGAAGAUUUGAAAAAGACUAGAUUAUUAUACAAAGAAUAUGAUUCAGUUAAAGGAAAGAUUGAACCUUAUGUGAAACCUUAUUUACCUGAGAAGAUUAAUAUCCCUUUGAAUUGGAGUGAUUUAAUUGAUAAUUAUAAUGGGAUAGUUAAAAAGACAAUUUUAUCAAUGUCAAAGUUUGAUUUAGUUGAUAGCGUGAAAAAAUUGUCAUCAAAAUUGGAGACAAGUAUAAGUGAAGGUUCAUCAACAUCAACAUCAACAACAACAACCGAAUCUAAAAAUGUAUCCGAAAGUAAAUCUUAAUCAAUUAAUCAACAAAAAUAAUUAGAUAAUUGUAAAUCGUAUUCAUUUUACUUACAAAUAGCUGUUAACUAAACUUGUGAUCAAAUCAAA